AUGACGGGAGUCGUCAACAAAUACUGGUUUAAUUGUGUGGCUGCAACUGAUCUGGAAAAGUUAACCAAAAUAAAGUCACUACUGUGUGUCCCCAAUAAGACAGACACAGCUAUUGUGGAUAAAGUGAUUGAAUGCCGCAAUCAAACGGCUGAAGAGAUAGUGUCUAUUAAGAAUCUUGAAACGAAACUAACUGAUUGCGUAAAAAAAGCUAAUGUGAGCGCCUACACCAAAGUGGAUCAGACGGUUAUGGAGCGCAAGCAAGCAUUGAUUAUGUAUUGCGAUAACACGUUUUUCGAUUGUUUGGUCCAAACUGAGUUGGUCAGUCUGUGCAUACCUGAGCUCAAUAUCUGA
Messenger RNA from Oppiella nova, 351 nucleotides. Lineage: Eukaryota; Metazoa; Arthropoda; Arachnida; Sarcoptiformes; Oppiidae. The record is from the annotation of a GenBank genome assembly.